Messenger RNA from Odocoileus virginianus texanus, 2049 nucleotides. The record is from RefSeq and is a predicted model, not a curated record. NCBI's taxonomy places the organism in Eukaryota, Metazoa, Chordata, Mammalia, Artiodactyla, Cervidae.
UGUUUAAAAUAAUAUGGUUGGUGCUUAAAACAAGAAGCAAAAUUAUUCAGUGAAUUUCUACAAAAGUGCAAGUCUUGAGUAGCAUAAGCUUGCAAGUUCAAGACUACUACCUUCCUAACAGUCUGCUCUAUCACUCUCUUCUCCAGCAUUUAAAUAUCAAGAUUCAGUCUAUAAUUGCUCCUCAUCGCUUUCACUUGUCUCUUCUUUCCUCUUUAGGUAUCCAAUACUAGGCUUCUCAUGGUGAUUCAGCUCUCAAAUACCUCGAACUGAGUUAUCUCAUUCUCUGGCCAUGCCCCCUAGAUGUCAGAAGUCUUCUGCUUGAGUAACCAGCAUGCCUGCUCCAGCCUACUGUCUACCCAGACAUCAAGGACUUCAGCACCCUUUUGUGUGAAAUGUGGGAUAGUUAAACCAUACCGAGUUCUUAUCCUCAUCUGCAGUUUCACUGGUUCUGCCCUUCUGUGGUGGGCCUUGAACCUCUCAACCUGGGUGAAGAUAGAAAACUCACACCAAUCCUUCUUCAGUGCUCUCUUUGCAAUAUGCAGUGGUGAGAUCAAAUGUUGGGCUCUACCAUCAAAAUCAAACUACUACAUAUUUGGUCAAAUUUUCAUGAUCAGCGCCCUUCUUCUCUCCUUCUUCCUGAGCUUUAUACUCCUGGCCUUCCCGCAUUCCCUUCCUGAUACCCGGAAACAGUACUUCAUCUUCACAACCACCUUCUUCAUCAUAGGUAUCUGUGUGUUCCUUGCACUACUACUGCAUUAUCUGUAUAUUUUGAAAACAACUAACCUUUAUAAGGACAUGAAAAUCACCUUUCUCUACCCCUCGUUCCUCCUUAUAUUCAGCACCAUACUGUUUUUCUUAUCUGGAUUUCUCUGCUUGUGCAGCACCCAUCAUUGUUGGCUCCAGUGUGUCUUAAUGCAACCAAUCCAAGUGAAACCCAUGCAAAUAUCAGUGGACAAUGGGAACUCAGUCACAGAAGGGAUACCGGGGAGAGAUGGCUAGCCUAACGUCAGUGAUGGUGAGAAGGCUAAUUUCUGAAGAAAAAUCAUGUCUACCCUGUAACUCAAGACUUCACAGCUAUGCACACACUCUUGUUUAAUUACUAAGACUAGAAAGAAUUGACUUGUUACUAAUCAUUAUUCAGAUAUGGAUUAAGAUUCCAGGAACUCAGGUCUUUCACUAAAGAGAAGACACAGUUGGGAUGUGGGGAUGGCUGAGCAUGUUUGGCUCUGGGGACUUGAAGCGAAAAAACUUCUCCUCACCUUGAAGAUUCCCUAGGCACCCACCUCCCAACCCUCUCACUGGUAUUCCUGGUCUCCUGGAAAUAGAUUUUUGUUUUUAAACAGUAACAAAACUCUUUCUCCUGUGAAGCCUUAGUUUUGAUAAAAAAAAAAAAUUUUUUCCCCUGAGGAAUUUUAUGAGUGGAAUCUUGUAACUACUGUAUUGUUCAGGCCUUUUGUAUUGUUCAGGCCUAUAUGUUGUUGCAUAUAACAAAACCUUAUCCAAACUACCUCAACAACAACAUAAAAUGAAUAUAUUGAAAAAGAUGCAGGGGUAGCUCAUAGAUGCACAGAAAGUUCUAAUAUAACUAGGGUUACAUGAGAGAUGUUGGGGACUGGAAUUGGAACUCAUUUCCUUCAAGAUACUUUUUCCCCCACUGUUUAUUAAAGGUUAAAGGAAUUUCCUGAUCUAUAAAUAGUAAAGUCCACAGAUCCACUAUCCCCAAUUCCAUUUGUUCAUCACUUUCAAUGAAUUAUCAAAGCCUGUUGCUUCCACCUCAACCAAACCUCCAUUCCCCUCUGUGAGCUCUCCUCACACCUAGUUAUCUGGACCAGGCCUUUGUUAUUCCUGCCCAGACCAUGGUGUGUCUACACUAGGCGUCUCCCCGCACUUCGGUCUACCUCUACAAGUACUGCCCAAUUUGAUCUUCCUCAAACACAGAGCUGAGAAUGUUCUUCUUGAAGACCUAUUUCGCCUUCUUCUGUCUUCAGGAUAAAUUUCUUAUCUUGAUUAUCUUGAUUUUAAAUAAAGGUAUUUACAAAUUGGCACCAA